CGCCCGUGGCGCGAGGGCGCACUAAUUAACAUACAAGAAAGCAUAGUUGAGCGUCUGUGCGUCUCACUCAAGUCGAAAAUUGUAUUUUGUCAUCGGAUUUUAUCUAUUUUAUGGAGUACAGCUGAACUAUGUCACAAUGUAUAAUCCUCCUAUGCAACCUAUGCCUAUAGUGCCUCCAACUCCAACCCAAGGUCUUGCGCCCGGAACUGGUCCUCCAGGAGCCACACAAGAAGCAACACAACCAAGGCCACCUCAGCCAUCACAACAACCAUCUAGAACUUUUUUGUGUCCUCGCCGACCUAAUCAUGGAGUUGAAGGCAGGCCCAUUUUACUUCGAGCUAAUCACUUCCAAAUACGAAUGCCUCAUGGUGACAUACAACAUUAUGACAUCACAAUCGUACCUGAUAAAUGCCCUAGAAGAGUCAACAGAGAAAUUAUUGAUACCAUGGUGACAGCCUAUUCUUCAAAGAUAUUCAAUAAUGGCAAACCGGUUUUUGAUGGGCGUAAAAAUUUAUAUAGUCGUGAUCCACUGCCUAUAGGUAGAGAAAAGGUGGAGUUGGAAGUAACUCUACCGGGAGAAGGGAAAGACAGAGUCUUCAAAGUAGCUAUUAAAUGGGUUGCUAGUGUGAGUUUGUUUGCACUGGAACAAGCCUUAGAAGGCAGAAUACAGACAAUUCCAUUCGAAGCCAUCCAGGCUUUGGAUGUUGUCAUGAGACACUUACCAUCCAUGACUUACACACCAGUAGGUCGCUCAUUUUUCUCUGCACCAGAGGGAUAUUACCAUCCUUUGGGUGGUGGUCGUGAAGUAUGGUUUGGCUUCCAUCAGAGUGUCAGACCUUCCAUGUGGAAAAUGAUGCUGAAUAUUGAUGGUAAGUUAUUGUUGUUACGUUUGUGGGGAAAGGGACACCUGCUGAAAACUAUGUAA
This is a messenger RNA of Saccoglossus kowalevskii, 925 nucleotides long. RefSeq names its product protein argonaute-2-like. The record is from RefSeq and is a predicted model, not a curated record. Gene Ontology annotation, molecular function: RNA binding; protein binding. Lineage: Eukaryota; Metazoa; Hemichordata; Enteropneusta; Harrimaniidae.